Nilaparvata lugens (brown planthopper) is the source of this 2661-nucleotide messenger RNA. RefSeq lists its product as uncharacterized. Bases 29 to 1276 code for a protein of 415 amino acids. The record is from RefSeq and is a predicted model, not a curated record. The transcript has 4 exons. Lineage: Eukaryota; Metazoa; Arthropoda; Insecta; Hemiptera; Delphacidae.
UGGAAGCUUCACUUCAGUGUCAACAAAGAUGUCUGCCAAGCGGAAAAACGUGUUGCGUAUCAAGAUUCCAGAAAGGAGAAUAGACUAUAUAAUGUCUCUUGUUCCAAAACCAUUUGCUGAUUCAGAGGCAGAAGAAUCAUCUGAUGAUGAAUCAACAUUGGCUGAUGGUCCACAAAAGAAUGUAGAAGAGCACAGUAGUCUCACCAUCCUUGACCCAGUUUAUGAGCAGCUCAUAUUUGAAGACAUUUCAGAUGCUCCUAUGGAGAUAUGGACAUUGGAUGUGAAUCAAUCAGGUACAGGCUCAUCUCCAACUGCUGAAAUGAUGCAUACUGCGCUUCCUGGAGUAUCCUGCAUUUCACCUGCUACAACAGUACAAUCACCAUUAUCAUCUGUUGUCACAGAUGAACAACAGUCCAGUAAUAAAAGUGAACAACCAUCACCAUCUGUUGAUAGAGACAAACAACAACCUGGAGUGUCCAGAAUCAUGACUCCGCCUUCCAGAACAACACGUGCAUCAUCCAUUGGAAGGACUUCCAAGGAGGGAAGGACACAUUUGCAGAAAAGGAUAUCUCAUCCAAAGACAGCAAAGAAACUGACUCAAAAACAAUUCAAGUGGAAAAAAACACACUUUGGAGGUGAAGCAGCCAUUACUGAUCCUGAGUUCCCACAUCCUGAGAGACAUGAGACACCGUAUCACUAUUUUAAGUAUUUCUUUGAUGAUGCUCUUAUUGAUUUGAUAGUAGAGAAUACUAAUUUAUACUCUACACAAGAGUCCGGUAAAUGUUUGGGUAUAAAUAAAUAUGAUAUAAUGGAUUUUCUGGCCAUAGAGUUACUUAUGGGGGUUGUCCAAAUGCCCAGCUAUACCGAUUACUGGUCAGGUAAUCUCAGAUUUGAUAAAAUAGCCAAUAUAAUGCCAUUGAAACGAUACCAAAGUAUUAGGAGGUUUUUACAUUUUGCUAAUAAUGAACACAUGAAUGAUGAUCGUUAUUACAAAAUUAGACCUGUACUAGAGCACAUAAGACAGAAAUGUGUUUCAUUAGAGCAGGAGAAAAAAAACUCCAUUGAUGAAAUGAUGAUCCCCUAUAAGGGUACCCGUGCUGGCUCUAGAAGCCAGUACAUGAAGAAUAAGCCAACAAAGUUGGGAUUCAAAUUGUAUGUCAGAGCCAGCAUCUCUGGUAUAAUACAUGACUUUAUUAUAUAUAUGGUGGGGAUGAUACAUUUAAGAAUAAUGUGUUCACAGAUGAGGUGCAGCAACUUGGUUUUGGUGCUAAAAUAGUAGUUGCACUCUGUCAAAGUAUCCACAAUAUGCCAGGAUCUGUUGUGUACUUUGACAAUUUUUUUACAUCUCUUGAAUUAAUGCACUACUUGCGAUAUGAGUUGGGAAUUUUUAGCUUAGGAACAAUUCGAACUAAUCGCCUUCGAGGUUGUGAGCUUUUAUCUGACAAGGAAUUGAAAAAAAGGGCUGAUGUUCAUUUGAUUACCGUGUAGACAAUAAGGAAAAUGUGUCAAUUGUAAAAUGGUAUGAUAAUAAACCUGUGCAUUUAUGUAGCACUUACAUUGCUACUGAGCCAGUCAGUAAAAUAUCACGAUACUCAACUGAGCAAAAAAAAAAAACGCAUUGAGGUACCAUGUCCACAAAUUGUAAAAGACUACAAUCAGCACAUGGGAGGAGUUGACCUAGCCGAUAUGCUGGUAGCUCUCUAUCAUACAGGUCUAAGAUCGCAUAAGUGGUAUUUGGGGAUAUUUUCACAGUUAUUAGAUAUUAGUGUGAAUAAUUCUUGGCUGCUUUCUAGGAGAUAUCAUGGUCUGCUGAAAAUAGGCGGAAAGCAUGUUAUUUUGAAGGAAUUUCGAACUUCAAUUGCUCAAAGCUUGUUGCUUUAUGGCAGACGCAAGAGAACUGCAAAGUAGAGCAAGUACCACGGCCCGAAAAAAUCAUCAAGACUCCCAAAACUCUAAGGCCUUCAGCAGAUGUGCGAUAUAAUUGUACAGAUCAUUUUCCAAUUUUCGGUAAAAGGGGAUGAUGUAUGCACUGCCCCACGGGACAAACAAAUGCUAUUUGCACAAGAUGUCAACUUCGUUUGUGCUUCACUGGUGAGAGGAAUUGUUUUCCACUAUUCCAUAAGGAAAAAGGAAAUACAGGAAAGUAGAUGUAAGUAAUUGUAUAAGAUUGGUACACUACAGUAAUGUACUAUUGUACUGUAAAUACGCAGACUAGAUUGUAAGGUUUAUUUUAGAUUAUAAGGCUUUGCUUACCGUACUUAGUAUGUAAAUAAUUCUAUAAACAUUUUUAUUUAUUCUUUCAUUACUAUUAGGUACUAUGUAAUUUACAUCAUUAGCACUUAGCUCACUAUAUGACUGUUACCCAAUAAAUGUAUCUUGAUUUUUCAAUGGCAUAAUUAGAGAGGGGGAGAUACGAAAUAAAUUAAAGUGAGAGAGAGUGUGCAAGGUGAGCACAGUAAUAUGAAAUAAUAAGAAAUUAGAUUAGAUAACACUAUAAGACUUUGAUUACAUACUUCUAAGCUGAGUAAAUAAUUCUACAAGUGUCUAUAUUUUUUAUAUUUCUUCAUUACUAUUUUAUUAAAUAAUUUACAGCAUUACCACUUAGUAUAUGCUAGCAAUUAAAUGUAUAUUUUUAUUUCUAAAUUGCAUAUUAUUUUUCCA